UAAAUCGCGCCUAAUAACUACCUUAAACACAAUAGAAAACCCCCAAACUCCGAAGAAAAAUCGAAUGAUUCUUAUAAGAGCAUAAAAAACACCAGCAUCAUGACUGACGAAGAGGAUCUCACCCCAAAAUGCUGCGCUCCAUUCCUCGCUCUCACAGAACCCAUCGAAGUCAGCGAGCUAGGAUCAGACGGGCUCGACAAAUCCGCAUUUUUCAAGUGGCCGUGGCCCAGCCCGCUCUUGUUCAUCAACGAAAGUACCUUCCUUUCGUACCUCCGCCUGUCGAUAUACAUGGCCAUCGUCUCCGUCGCCAUAACCGUCUCGUUUCACAUCAAGGGCACGCCCAGCGAUCUCGAGCGCCGGGUGUCGAAGCCGCUUGGUGGCAUUUUCUGGGCAUUGUCUGUUGUGACGCUGGCUCUGGGAGCGGGAAACUAUAUCAGGACCGUCAAUUUAUAUGGCCGAAGAGCCGCUAUUGUGCAAUCUGGUUGGAAGACUCAAGUAGUGUUGGGUGGGAUAGCAGUUUCAAUUAUUGGAACAUGCAUCAUACUUUUGGUCAUAGAUAAAGUACGUCAAAGAUGACGAUAUUCAGCAACUUGGUACUUCGAGAUAUCAUACACAAUCUUCUUUACUCUGGUC
This is a messenger RNA of Trichoderma virens Gv29-8, 633 nucleotides long. RefSeq lists its product as uncharacterized. The record is from RefSeq and is a predicted model, not a curated record. The coding region runs from base 100 to 576 and encodes 158 amino acids. Lineage: Eukaryota; Fungi; Ascomycota; Sordariomycetes; Hypocreales; Hypocreaceae. The transcript is spliced from 5 exons.